Molecule: messenger RNA, 2169 nt
Organism: Capsicum annuum
Lineage: Eukaryota; Viridiplantae; Streptophyta; Magnoliopsida; Solanales; Solanaceae
Product: protein RICE SALT SENSITIVE 3
Exons: 7
Coding region: 720-1982 (420 amino acids)
Source: RefSeq, a predicted model, not a curated record
UUUUUGGUAUUUUAUUUAUUUAGUGUCCAAUAUUCAACUUGUUAUGUAGAAAAAAAAAAUAGAGUAGUGAAUUACAACGUGACAAAUCAAACUCUUGCGGAAAGAAAAAUUCAUAUAAUAUUUGUGACUCCCCAACUCAGGAGAAGGAUUUCCACAUUGACAAAACACAAGCGGAAUGCUGGUAGUGACGCAUUUUAAAGUCGUGCGGGCAUAGGCCAAUGGUGAACAAUAUCAGUAGUGGGUUGAAGAGUUACAGGGAUCUUUCGGCCCUUCGUGUUUUGGAAUGCCCGUCGCGGUUAAGAGGCCGGCUCGGGUCGUGACAAUAUUCAACCAAAAGCUACUAAAAUUCCAUUUUUGAAUCACAUUCACUCUACCACGAUCGAUUUGCCUUUUAUUUUUUAUUUUCCUUUGCCUUUUCUUGGUUUCACCCAAGUAGUCAGAUUUGGUAAUCUAAUACAGAAGAAGGUAAAAAGUAGAACACAAGAAGGGGUUAGUGGGAAUGUAAAGAAACAAAGUCUCUCUCUCUUUCUAUCUUUGUGGUUCAUAACCAUUUGCAUAGUUUGCUCAACAGGAUAAAAAAAACAACUACAACAAAAAAUAAAAUUGAUAGUGUUUCUACAGUAGUUGUAUUAAGAAGAGAAAAGGGGUAUAAUUUUUGGCUAGUGGGAAACAAGAAAGAGAAAGAUAGAAAGACAGAAAGAGAGAGAGUGAGAAAAAAAAUGGUGGGCUCAAGUGCAGCAACAGAUAGGAGCAAAGAAGCAGUUGGGAUGAUGGCACUUCAUGAAGCACUUAGAAGCGUCUGUCUUAAUACAGACUGGACUUAUUCAGUUUUCUGGACCAUUCGUCCUAGACCGAGAGUUAGAGGUGGUAAUGGUUGUAAAGUUGGAGAUGAUAAUGGUAGCUUGAUGUUGAUGUGGGAAGAUGGAUUCUGCAGAGGAAGAGGAACAGAUUGCUUGGAAGAGAUGGAUGGUGAAGAUCUAGUGAGAAAGGCCUUCAGCAAAAUGUCCAUUCAGCUAUACAAUUAUGGAGAAGGAUUGAUGGGGAAAGUUGCCUCAGAUAAGUGUCAUAAAUGGGUUUUCAAGGAGCCUACUGAAUGUGAACCAAACAUAUCUAACUACUGGCAGAGUUCAUUUGAUGCUCUCCCGCCUGAGUGGACUGACCAGUUUGAGUCAGGGAUUCAGACUAUUGCUGUGAUUCAAGCUGGACAUGGCCUACUGCAACUGGGAUCCUGCAAGAUUAUUCCGGAAGACCUCCAUUUCGUGUUAAGAAUGAGGCACACGUUUGAGUCUCUAGGCUAUCAAUCCGGCUUCUAUCUGUCACAGCUAUUCUCUUCCACAAGGACUAGUUCGCCUUCGUCUGCGAUUCCUCUCAAGCAGCCAACUAUGCCAAUUCGCACUCCUCCCCUUUUCAACUGGGGUCCAAGGCCAAUGCCUUCAGCAUCUUCACUGCUAUCGUCUCCCAACUUCCAAAACUCCGCGAGACUUGGUAUUCCACAGUCGAAAGAUGAAUCUCAUAUGUUCCUCCAGCUUCCUCAUACAUCCGAACCACGAAUGGAAGACAUGAUGGGAGCUGCUGCUGACCAUGAGAGUGACAUCAAGUGGCCUAAUGGAUUGUCUUUCUUCAGUGCUCUCACUGGUAGAAACGACGAUUCCAGGACCCUGUUCAAUCCUGAUAGCUUAGGAACCAAACCGGAUCAUAAUCAGCACGCGCUUAGUCUUGAUGGGAAGACUUCACAUCCGAAUUCAGAUGCUUCGACCUUGCACAACAACGGAGGUGCUAAUCCAAAUGAUUUCUUGAGCCUGGACAGCCACCCUGAUAGCGUUCGGAAGAUGGACAAGUUCAAGAGGAGCUAUACGCUUCCUGCUAGGAUGGCUUCGUCUUCUAAUUCAUCGACUUCACUCGAUCAGCACCAAAAUAAUCCAGGAGAAUAUAGGAAUGAAGGAGGAAUGUACCCUGAUGUCAUGGAGAGAUUCUUGGAAUGAUCUUUCCAGGGUUAUGGUGGAAAAAAGUUGUACUUAAGAAAAAGCUUUAGUUCUGUGCUUUUGCUUAAUUUAGUGCUCUUUUUAAUAGUUUGGUUUUCCUUCAUCCUUUGGACCUUAUAAACAUUUCCACUUUUUCUUGUAGUCUUUUUGAUCAGUUCAUCUAGAAAUGAAGGAAAAUUUAUGCUUU